GUAUUGCAAGACAUUGUAGGACGUUGCAUCAGGCAGUCUGUAUGAAUCCACUUACAUUUGCAUAUCACACUAUGACAAGUGGGAAAAUGGAUGAUAAGGGACUGCAUAUCAUGGUUGAGUGGGUGGUACUCCUGCUUUGUAUGUGAGAGGUCCAAGGUUGUAAUCACAGCCUGGAUCAGAUGGACUUUCUUGGACUGUUUGACCCCUCUACAGCAGAUGAAUCUUGUGAUGUACACAACGACUUCACAGAUCAGCUGCCCCCAGAACCACAGGCUGGCAAUGUCGAGUAUAAGCUCAAACUGGUCAACCCAUCGAAGCAGCGAUUCGAACAUCUUGUUACGCAGAUGAAAUGGCGGCUCCGUGAAGGACAGGGGGAAGCAAUUUAUGAGAUUGGUGUAGAGGACAAUGGUGUACUCACGGGACUAACAGAGUGUGAGAUGACUGCAAGCUUGCAGACACUCCAGCAGAUGGCCUACAAGCUGGGUGCCACAACCACCGUCCUCAGAGAGAGACUUGUUGACAGUGAUAAUGGCAAUAGCAGAAAGGUGGCAGAAGUUUUGGUUAGGAAGGUCCCAGAUGAUCAGCAUAACAUCGAGGUUCGUGUGGCCGUGAUGGGAAGUGCAGAUGCAGGGAAGUCCACACUGCUUGGGGUAUUGACACAGGGCCAAUUAGACAACGGACGAGGCCGAGCCCGUCUCAAUAUGUUUAGGCAUCUCCAUGAAGUGCAGUCAGGGAGGACAUCAUCAAUCUCUCAUGAGAUCCUGGGAUUUGACACACAGGGCCAUGUGUUGAAUUACAGCGAAUUCAUGACAGCAGAAGAGAUCUGUGAAAAUUCUACAAAACUGAUCACUUUCAUCGACCUGGCAGGCCAUCGCAAAUACCUCAGGACAACAGUUCUGGGGCUCACUGGUUACUCGCCCCAUCACGUCAUGCUAGUUGUCAGUGGGAGUGCUGGGAUUGUUGGCAUGACACACGAGCACCUAGCCUUGGCUAUUGCCCUUGACGUACCGUUCUUCAUCACUAUCACCAAGACAGAUGUAAAGUCACCUGCUGACACACUGCUGAGUCUUGAGGCAAUGCUCAAGUCUGCAGGUUGUCGCAAGGUUCCGCUUGUGGUGAGGAACGAGGAUGAUGUGAUCACAGCAGGUUCAAAUCAGCUGGCAGGAAACAUAGUACCAAUAUUCUGCGUGUCGAACGUGACUGGAGAUGGUCUGGAGCUGCUGACCAAAUUCCUACAUGUCCUGCCACCUGGGAUUAGUAUCAAGGAGAAGGAGCGCUUAGAACAGGAAUUAUGUGAAUUUCAAAUAGAUGAGACCUUCAGGGUGCCAGAAGUGGGAACAGUUGUUGGAGGCUUGCUGACAAAGGGAGUGAUUUCAGAAGGAGCCAAACUAGUUAUAGGUCCAUUAAAUGAUGGGAGGUUUCUACCUGUGAUCGUGCAGUCGAUACAUCGAAAUAAGGCUCCAUGUCGAGUAGUGCGAGCCAGUCAGAGCGCUUCCCUAGGCCUGAACCAGGAGAUACUUGGCUUGAGAAAUGGCAUGGUAGUGCUCAGUCCGGAGUCAAAACCUGCUGGGUGUCUUUUCUUUCAGGCAGCAGUAUAUGUGCUGUUUCAUACAACUGCAAUCUAUCCAGGCUUUCAAACAACUGUCCACAUUGGCAACAUACGUCAGACAGCAGUUAUUGAAGGCAUCAUGGCCAUAGGAGGAAUUCACACUAAUGACAAAGCAUCCGUGCUGUUCCGCUUUCUUAGACAUGCAGAAUAUGUUAAGGUUGGAAUGAGGCUGCUGUUUCGGGAGGGCCGCACUAAAGGAAUCGGCAAAGUCACACAAGUAUUCCCUGUUGAGCAGGAUUAAAUUUCUAAAUGCUGCAGAAGAGUUCAUUUGAUCCAUGACUUUUGAAUUAUUAAUUUCAACAAUUCUACCUGUAAAAACACACAUUUUAUGCUGUGUUUUAUUUAUACCUAGUCACCUGAUUAAGAGAAUCAUCACUAGAUACUGGAGAUUGCUAUUUUAACUGUGAAUACUUCUUGUAUAAAUUAACAACUAACUGAUUUGGUUAGUUAAUUUUAACUAAAGUGUAUGAUGAUUUAAGAAAUCUAACACACAAUGACAGUAUUUUAUACACCACAGGCUGUGUUUAUGAUCUGUGAAGUGGUUUUUAAGAGUACCCGGUUGUACAAAUCUACUUUAAUUCUACUUGUAUAAUAGUAAAUUAUUGUGUGUACAUAAUAACUACAUACAUAUGUUUUUAACGUUCCAGCAUAGUGCUGUAGGUGGUUUGCAAGUGAUUCUGCUGUGACGUGUUAAAAAGGCAGAGCAUUAGUUAGAUUGCAAGGGGGGCAAGCAGGCUGUGGUUGCCUUUUUUGUGGUGGAUCUGUGUCGUGAUAUUAGUCAGUUUGGGUUCAGCCACUGUUCUGAUCAGACAACACCAUACUCUGGAACUGAUCAUAGGCACAGUUUCACGUUAUCAGUUUGCCAUGCAGCCAGCAGCAGAAUGUAUGCAUUAGGGAUGCCCUUCCAGAAAUAUCACGUGUUAUCAGUUGGAUAACUGGAGAAUAUUUUUACUCGGUGGUAAUAUUAUGUGGUAUAUUUUAUGACAGCUAGUCAGUGUUUCUCAAACCUGAGUUUUGUGGGAGUGUGAAAUAGGUUUAUCUGUAUUCUAUGAUGCCAGUCAGUUUGAUCCAUCAGUCUCUUAACAUAAGUAUCAGCCCAAAGUUUCUGACAGUGAUGUAUAAUAUCUUUUUGACUGAUAUUUUUUAUACACUGUCCAUCAUCGCAGCUUUUACAAAUCACAAUGUUUUGGAAACCAGUUCUGUUUCGCUUGAGAUCUCCUAGGCUUUCAUGCCUGGAUACCAGCAUUUCAGUGGAACAUAACUGCCUCUGUCUUCACUUUGACCCUGAAGAUGAAGGUAGGAUUUUCCUGUGAAAUGUUGGUAUGCAUCUCCAACUACCAUGAAAACAUGUAAACUGUGCUUUUGUUUCCUUUAGACGAUAGGAUAGGGUAAAGAAUCUUACUCCUGAAAACCAUGGGGUUUGAGACUAGCUAUGUCUUUUUAAUUUAUGUGUAUAUAUAUUGGGUGUAUCACAACUCAACGGCAAAACUUCAGGAACGGACUCCUCAUAUAGAGAGAAGAAAAAAAAUUUAUGACAACAUGGGUCUGGAAAUGCAUAUAAUUAGAGAGUAGUAAUUGUGUCUGCACACCACUGAAAAGAACUGGCAGAGGAAAAUUUAUCAUGAAGUAAUCACAGGUGAUGUCAUGAUAAUCAUAUAGCUGUUCUCCCAGUGAAAGGCUGACCCACUGAUAGAAAGCACUCAUGUCACCAAUUCUUCUCAGUGGCGUGCAGACACAAUUACUACUCUGCAAUUAUAUGCAUUUCCAGACCCAUGUUGCCAUAUACUUUUUUCCUUCUCUCUAUAUGAUGAGUCCGUUCCUGAAGUUUUGCCGUUGAGUUGUGAUACACCCUGUAUACACACACACAGGCAUGUGAAUCCGGAAUGAGACCUAUAAGUGAAGAACUUGCUGUCCAUCCUAUUUCACUUGAUGAUUCUGCCAUUUUAUUUAAUUUGACCACUAGCCCUUUCUUGCAGAAAUAACUAACAUUUUGGUAGUAAGAAGUUGGAAACAUUAAUUUUUAAGCCAACUAUUUGUUAUAUGUUACGAAUUUCAGCUGUCUGCAAGUCUCUCUGCAAUAUUAUUAUUCCUAAUAUUUACUUUAAAUUAUUUAUAUUAACACAUUCAGGUCAUCAGUCCUAAGUAACAUUUGGAAUUGUGUGGUACAUAAGAUUGUUAAGAGUUAUAUUUGAAUGAUUGUGCAUAUGAACUAAGGGAUAUGGAUUUUACAGGAUUGCAGCCAUAUUUUAACUUGGGAGAAGGGGGGGAUUUAAGAAAUGCACUUCUGGGCCAACUGGACCAAGCACAAGCAUUGUCACAGUAAUGUGACACAGCUGGUAAAGGUUAAUUCAGAUACAUGAUUGGUUUGUGAACUCCUGUCUGACUGAGUCCUGAAUGUCAAUGGUGACAACGCUACUGGUAGUCAAGAGUUGUUUGGAAGGGGGUUAUCUUGUGCUUGCAGUACCAAGUCCGACAGCAGUUCAUGUACUGUCUUAGUUAUGUUAUAAUUGCUUUCCAUGCAUUAAUUGAUACAUGUGUUUAACAAGUUUCAGAGAAUUUAUUGUAAACAAUAUGAAAAUUAAAGAUAGCCAUUUUCUGGGAAGUGAGACCAUGUAGUCUGGCAGAUGGUGAGCAACAUUUCAGGGGAACCUUCAUGGCAUCACAUCCCAGAACAUAGAAAUCUCCCUAGUUUCUGCUGUGAGAACAUCAAGUCCAGCUUCCUACAACUUGUCUUAAUAUCUGACCUCAGAGCUGUUAAUCAUUCGAUUUGUGCCGGACAGCCCUGGCACUCUUACUGUCAUGACUGCAGUCCUGAUGACUGGAGAUGGUGUCAUUGAAACUGAGGGUCUGUGCCAUAAUUUGGUGUACAGAGAUCAUAUUUUAUUUCGUUUGUCAUUUCAGUGGGAUAGGGACCAGUUGAGGGCUCUUGUGAGCACAGUAAUGAACCAUAAAAUUCUGGAAACUUCUUUUCAGUGAGGUCAGCGAGUUGUAACUAUGUAAUGUAUAUGUUGUAUUGUGCAAGUUUACUCCCCACUCAUACCCCCAAGGUUACCAAUUACACUUAAAAUUGAAAUGUUUCUUGCUGAAUGUUUACAUCUUGUAUUUUAUUGGUUUUUAAAGUUACCAAUUGAUGAUAAAAUCUUUAAGCCUCUGUGAGGCCAUAUUAUUGUACAUUAAUCAAUAAGCAAUAGAUAAGUACUUAGAGAA
This is a messenger RNA of Cryptotermes secundus, 4816 nucleotides long. Its product is annotated as GTP-binding protein 2. Gene Ontology annotation, biological process: translational elongation. The transcript has 9 exons. NCBI's taxonomy places the organism in Eukaryota, Metazoa, Arthropoda, Insecta, Blattodea, Kalotermitidae. The record is from RefSeq and is a predicted model, not a curated record. Gene Ontology annotation, molecular function: translation elongation factor activity; GTPase activity; GTP binding. Bases 180 to 1850 code for a protein of 556 amino acids.